Messenger RNA from Cuscuta epithymum, 1671 nucleotides. Lineage: Eukaryota; Viridiplantae; Streptophyta; Magnoliopsida; Solanales; Convolvulaceae. The record is from the annotation of a GenBank genome assembly.
AUCAGAACAAUGUUCCCGGUCGUCAGCCAGGCAACUUGCCUAGCACCACGGAACCAAACCCCCGUGAACAUGUGCAAGCCAUCACUCUCCGAAGCGGGAGACAAACAACCGUGGCUGAGCAGAAAGACGAGGAAGAGGAAGGUACCCCAACCAUGGAACCUGAGAAACAAACUGAUGCUCCAACUGAGAAGAGCAUGGAACCAACACGCCCUAACACAAAGGUCACUAUCGUCAAACCUUCUCUCCCGUUUCCUUCACGGGUUAGAAAUGAUGACGAUAGCAGGAAGUACAACAAAUUCCUGGACCUACUCAAACAACUCCACGUCAACCUGCCGCUGAUGGAUGCCCUAGCGGAAAUGCCCAAAUAUGCCAAGUUUUUCAAAGACUUGCUGACAAACAAGAGGCAGCUGCAGGAACUCUCAGUCGUGGACUUAAACGCAGAAUGCUCGGCCGUGGUUCUGAGGUCAAUACCCGAAAAGCUAAAGGAUCCAGGUAGUUUCACUAUCCCUUGCUCUAUAGACAAUUUCAACUUCAAUAAUGCUCUAGCUGACUUAGGGGCAAGUAUCAAUCUGAUGCCUUCCUCUAUAGUCGAGAAGCUAGGACUUGGGGAAAUGAAACCCACCAGGAUGUGUCUUCAACUGGCUGAUCGCUCAGUCAAAUAUCCGAAAGGAAUUGUUGAAGACGUCCUGGUCAAGGUUGACAAAUUCAUUUUCCCAGUCGACUUUGUAGUAAUGGACAUGGAAGAGGAUAGGGAAACACCUCUUAUUCUGGGAAGGCCAUUUCUGGCUACCGCCAGGGCCUUGAUUGAUGUCACUGAUGGCUCAUUAACUCUAAGAGUCGGAGAUGAUCUAUGCACCUUCCGACUCUCAGAUGUUAUGAAACACCCCACAGAUUCCUUUCAAGGAUGUCAUUUUCUUGAUACCUUUGAGUCUAUUGAAGGGUAUCUGUUUGGGGAAGAAAAUGGACAUGUAACUGAUGAGGCAUGUCUGUUAAAAAAGGCCAACAGUGAUGUGAGUGAUGCAUGUGAGAGUUGUGAGGAUGCGCUGAUUGAUCAAGCUUCUAACGAAGUAUUGACUGAGUUUGAAGGGGAGAAAAAUGAACAAAACUUGAAAAACGACCACCCCCUCGAACUAAAGAAACUGCCCGACCACUUAGAAUAUGCAUUCUUGGAUGACGAAGGCAAAUGCCCUGUCGUCAUCGCCGCACACUUAAGUGAGGAACAAAGGGAGAAAUUACUUGGAGUCCUUAAGACACACAAGCAAGCAAUUGCUUGGAAACUUGAGGACAUCAAUGGAAUUAGCCCCACCUUUUGUACCCACACCAUCAAAAUUGAGGAAGGGUUUAAACCAGUUGUCCAACCACAACGACGUUUAAACCCAAACAUGAUGGAAGUAGUGCGUGCCGAGAUUGUCAAACUGCUGGAUGCAGGUAUCAUUUACCCCAUCUCUGAUAGCCAGUGGGUAAGCCCUAUUCAUGUUGUCCCCAAAAAGGGGGGAAUGACCGUCAUGAAAAAUGAAAAGGGCGAACUUCUACCCAGUCGAACUGUUACCGGGUGGCGAAUGGUAAUCGAUUACCGCAAACUGAACGAAGCCACCCGGAAAGACCAUUUUCCCCUUCCCUUCAUCGAUCAAUUAAUAGAGAGGUUGGCAGGCCAUAGUCACUACUGUUUCC